GCUUGAUUGGACAAUUGCGACAGUAUACAGUCAUAACCACAGAAGGACAAGAUCGAGGCUUAGCUUCGAAGCGAGUAUACUCGGGACUUGAAACGAUGAUCAUAGUAGUUUACCUUGCCAUGAUGUCGGGCGUUGGUGAAGGAGAUUUUAGGGGAAGGCUGAAAAUUACAGACGAGGCGUUGAUUUCGCCUCGUCAAAAUCUGCUGGAGAUUUGAAGCAUUUGAAAUAUUGUACACGACACAGACAUCAUGCCUCCUAGAAUACCAAUACGCACGAAUACACUGAAGCAGCUCCGAACAAGGCAAUUGCACUUGACGGAGCGCUCACUGUUAACACGACCCAUUUCCACCACUCGCUCUGCACGGCAAAUACUCCCUUUUCAAUCACCACAGACUUGCAGAUGCUUCUCUUCAAACCCAAUUCUUCACAAGAAGAAAGGCCGUGCAGAUCGAGAGAAGGAAGAAGCUGCCUCGGAAUCCAAUGAGGUUGAAGAUCCGUACGACUUCUCAACUCUCAACACUGGAAUCGAGAAGUCCCUUGAAAAGCUCAAGAAUGAUCUUUCAAAGCUUCGAACAGGCGGAAGAUUCAAUCCAGAAGUGUUAGAGAAUCUGCGAGUGCAUUUGGUCAAAGACAGUAAAGCCAGUGAACGGUUGGGUGAUUUAGCCCAGGUUCUGCCAAAGGGUGGAAGGAGUCUGAUGAUUUUGGUUGGAGAGAAAGAUCAUGUUAAACAUGUCAUAUCUGCAAUUCAAGGAUCGAAAGAUCUGAAUCUACAACCGACGGUCGAUGCGCAGAACACAGCACAAUUGAAUGUUCCAAUUCCACCGCCUACAAAGGAAUCGAGAGACGCUGCUUUAGCAGCAGCCAGUAAGGUAGGCGAGAAUGCCAAUACUGGAGUCAGGAAUGCAAGAGCAGCUAUGCAGAAGAAGCUACGAGCUAUAGAACUGAAGAAAGCAGCGCGACCUGAUGAUUUGAAGAAGGCACAUAAAGAAAUGGAGAAGAUCACCGAGAAGGGAGUAGGAGACGUCAAAAAAGCUGUGGAAGCUGCUCGGAAGACCAUGGAGCAGACAUGAGAUAUUAUAUUCUACAAGAGUCUUGUACAAUGUAUAAAACAGAUCUGCAUCUUGUAUACAUGCUAGUCCCAGAUCAUAGU
Molecule: messenger RNA, 1150 nt
Organism: Mollisia scopiformis
Lineage: Eukaryota; Fungi; Ascomycota; Leotiomycetes; Helotiales; Mollisiaceae
Product: ribosome recycling factor
Exons: 3
Coding region: 249-1070 (273 amino acids)
Biological process (GO): translation
Cellular component (GO): mitochondrion
Molecular function (GO): ribosomal large subunit binding
Source: RefSeq, a predicted model, not a curated record